AUGGAGAUGUGCAAGGAAGACAUUAUGAAUUUGAAAGGUAUUUGCCUACAUCACAUGAUGUACAAGUACUACUAGUACCUAAACAUGUCUUACAAGAAGUAUCACAAACUGAGCAACUAGUUCCAAUAAUAAAAUAGUGAUCUACACAAGUUUAGCAUACAGUAUUAGAUGUGCAAGUAGCACAGUAAGUAGGGCAGGCUUAACAACUUGAGCCAGACUUAUAAAACUUUGGAAGGCAAAUUGAGCAAUUACUAGAAGAACUACAAAAAUCACAUCCAUCAGAACAAGCACCACAUUUAUACACUGGAAAAGAAUAAUAACCUAGAAAAGAAAUACAUAAAGCAUUACGAUAAAAUUGUGGCUUACAAGAGUUACAUGUUACGACAUCUGGGCAACUAACGCAAUUAGAGGGACAAUCCAAACAGGAACCUGCGAUUUCAACUUAUCCUUGAUCACAACACUAAGUUACUAAAAUAUUAUUAGGUAUCUUUACAUAGACAAUUCAUUAAAAUAAGAAAGACUGUAACCAUGUGGUCGGACAUUAUAAACAAAAAUAUUAUAUAGAAAAAGUUGAUGAUGUAAUUAGGAUUUUAUAAACAUAUUUUGAGAAAUUCAUUACAAAGUAUUAAUCAUUAAAAUUAACUUUAAGAGAUUUAAAUUAAUUGUAACUUGUAGAUUUCUACAUAGAAUUUUUUUUAAUUUCUUACAGUUGUAAUUAUAAUACGAAAGACUUGUUUAACUGACAAUAAUAAUUAUCUCUAUUUAUAAUAUAGUAAAAUACUAAGGAUCAAAUAAUUUUUUUAAAUGUGA
Messenger RNA from Paramecium pentaurelia, 810 nucleotides. Lineage: Eukaryota; Ciliophora; Oligohymenophorea; Peniculida; Parameciidae. The record is from the annotation of a GenBank genome assembly.